AUGCCAGGUCCUCAACCUCACAAGAACACCUCAUAAGUGCAAACGGAGAGUUUCUCUCAAAGUCACUCAUCGUGGAAAACACGCCGUGGCCGCCAAGAAACCCGGCUGCAGUGUUUAUGCCGUUGGCUGUACCUGAGGUGUCGUUGGGCGCAGGAAGGAUGUCUGGUCACUGGUGACUGUGGUCCGGCCAUGAUCAAUUAAAUCCAAAUCACCACUCAGGCCCCCUAAGUGGUGGAUGGCACCUUGUUGGCUAUCAAAUCAGCAAUAACACGGCCUGCGUCUCUUUUUGGGGUUCUGUCGCAGUCACCCACAUGUGAAUGCGUUGACUACCGCAGUCCUCGACUUCGGAAGACCGGGACAAACGCUUCAUGCUUGACUGAACAGGAGUCUCAACUAGAUCACCAAGCAUGGCAGACCUGAAAGCUAGUAGCGCAAUCGAGCCAAAGGAGACCUCUUUAGCGGCCCUUCCCACAAGCGAGAUAACGCCGGCCUUGGCGAGGGUACCAAGCGAUGACCUGGGACUAAAACGAGAGCCUAUCCCCAAAUGGCGGCUGGUGACCAUUCUAGUGAGCAUCGGUGUGGGCUUGUUCCUGUCGCUCAUGGACACGACCGUGGUCGCGACAAUGCUAGCCAGGAUCUCCGAUGAAUUUGGCGGCUUCAAACUGUCCCCGUGGGUCUUGCUGUCCUAUACUCUCUCAUACCUCGGAUGCACCGUUCUCGUCGCCCGCCUGUCGGAUGUACUCGGCAGGCAAGCCGUUUUGGUCGGAUGCUUUGCAAUCUUCCUCGCUGCAUCUGUGGCAUGCGGCUCGGCGUCGACCCUUGACCAGCUGAUCGGUUUCCGGGCUGCCCAGGGCGUGGGAGGCGCCGGCUUGUACGCCAUGACUAUGAUCAUCUACCCAGAGAUCAGCCCUCCCAACCUUGUGCCCAUGCUGUCAUCGAUCAUCGGCCUGGUAGUGGCGCUGGCCGGCGUCAGCGGUCCCGUCAUCGGCGGUGCUCUUGCAACCUACUCGGACUGGCGAUGGGCUUUCUGGAUGAACGGUCCGAUCGGCAUACUUCCCUGCAUUGCCCUAAUUCUCGUAUGGCCGAAAAACUUGCGCACCUUCAAAAAGAUCCCGUUCAAGCAGCUCGACUUCCUGGGCGCGCUGCUGUUCAUGAUGGCGACCGUCCUCCUCGUCUUCAUCAUCAACCAGGCAACCGUCAGGGAGUAUGCGUGGAACAGCCCACAGACGAUUGCCGUCUUUACCCUCAGCGGAUUAGCUUGGUUCGUCCUAUUAUGGUGGCAAUGGCAUCUUUCCCAGACGCCUAGCCUUGGGCAUAUUCAGGCUCAGAUCCCGUGGAGACUUCUCUCGCAUCGGGUUCUGAUGUCCACUGUCAUGAGCACAAUUCUGACUGGCUUCGUCAUGUUACUCGUCAUCGUCAACAUCCCUAUGCGCGCACAAAUUGUGAACUGGUACGACGAGGUCAAGUCUGGCGUCCUCCUUCUCCCUCUGAUGGGAUCCACGGCGGUCGGAUCUGCGGUAGGCGGUGCCUUGUCGGGCAAGCAAAACCGGACCUUUGGGACGCUGAACGCGGCAAGCAUCCUCAUGCUGGUCGGCUGUGGCAUCAUGUCGACCCUACCAGACACGGUCAACUUGGCCGCAAAACAGUGGGGGUUCGAGGUCAUUCUCGGUUUGGGCAUUGGCAUGAACCUGUCGACGGCAACACUCCUCGCCUCACUCAACGCCGAAUUCGAGGAUCUCGCUAUUGCCCAAGGCAUCGUCGCUCAGCUGCGUAUCCUGGGCGGCAGUCUAGGAGUAGCAGCAGGCUUCAUCGUGCUGAACAACAGGAUUACCGAGACGUUAACUGGCUUGCUCACUGCUGAGGAGAUGGACGCGUUCUACCGGUCGCCCGCCAUUACCAAGUCGUUCGACGUGCCUAAACAGCUGGGCGUCCGGACCGCGUACAUCGACGCCUUUAACAUCAGCAUGUACAUAUGUGCUGGCAUCUCGGCGGCAUGCCUCGUUUCGUCGCUUUGCACCUACCAGAAAAACCCCCCCACCAUCCAGAAGCGGCUGCAGGAGUUGGAGACCCUCUACGCACAUGCUGCUACCGGUAACGAGCAGCCAAUCCCUUGAUACCAAUACUUUGAACCGUGCCAUGUGCGAAAGUAAGCUAGGGUUGGAAAGGACGACUGGCCGAGCCGCGUGUUAAGGGGCCAAGGACGCUGGUAUAAAUCAACGAAUCAUGACUGGCAACGUUUGUUUACUCAGUUCGUCUUGUUUGGGUAGCAUACACGAGAUUUCAACUGUCUACUUAGUACCUAGCAGAGGAAGGGGGGGGUCUCUGUCCGCAUGUUCUGUCUCAUGACAUUAUAGUCCGGCACUAGCCAAAUCUGCCAUUAUAUAAACAUAAUGACACCGGCUAGGAAACAUAAUGACACCUAAUAGGUAC
This is a messenger RNA of Canariomyces notabilis, 2430 nucleotides long. RefSeq names its product MFS general substrate transporter. The transcript is spliced from 6 exons. Gene Ontology annotation, cellular component: plasma membrane. The record is from RefSeq and is a predicted model, not a curated record. The coding region runs from base 408 to 2114 and encodes 568 amino acids. Lineage: Eukaryota; Fungi; Ascomycota; Sordariomycetes; Sordariales; Chaetomiaceae. Gene Ontology annotation, molecular function: transmembrane transporter activity. Gene Ontology annotation, biological process: transmembrane transport.